Messenger RNA from Humulus lupulus (European hop), 1829 nucleotides. RefSeq names its product type III polyketide synthase B. The record is from RefSeq and is a predicted model, not a curated record. Lineage: Eukaryota; Viridiplantae; Streptophyta; Magnoliopsida; Rosales; Cannabaceae. Bases 470 to 1675 code for a protein of 401 amino acids. Gene Ontology annotation, molecular function: acyltransferase activity, transferring groups other than amino-acyl groups. The transcript is spliced from 2 exons. Gene Ontology annotation, biological process: polyketide biosynthetic process.
AAACGGUUAUUAUCUAUAGUGACACAUAUGCAACACUAAAAAUGGAUAUACAUCUUUAGUAAUAAAAUAGAAUAUUAUUCAGAUAUAGUUACCCAAAUAUGGUGGUUUGUUCAUGCUAAAAUAAAUUUCAUUAAUGAAUAAAAAUGGUUUAGGUUCAUGCUAUCAAUGCAGGCAGAUAUUCUCACCCAAACCCCACAACAAAUCUCUACCAGCACAGCACCUUAAACAUCACACACCUUCAUGAAAAGUUUGUUUCUCAACUGAAACUUCAUUUUUUUCUUUUAAGUACUUGCCCACUUCAUAUAUCUGCUUAAUACAAUAUAACUCAUCUUCUUGAUCUUGAUUGAUAUGCCCAGAAAGAAGCAUUGAACUAAAACUGUAUAUAAAUAAGAACAAGCCAAUCUUUCUUUGUUUCAAGGCAAAGAAACAAAACACAGUUUACAAAUAAACCAAUAUUUCACUGCAAAUAAUGGGCAGCGAAGAUAAUGGGCAAGUGAUUCUCUCGAAGAAGGCCAACCCAGGGAAAGCCACCAUUUUGGCACUAGGCAAAGCCUUCCCUCACCAACUUGUCAUGCAAGAAUAUUUGGUCGAUGGGUAUUUCAGAGAUACCAACUGUGAUGAUCUUGACCUCAAGAGAAAACUCACUCGACUUUGCAAAACGACAACAGUGAAAACCAGGUACGUAGUCAUGUCAGAGGAGAUCCUACGAAAGUACCCAGAGCUAGCCCUCGAAGGCAAACCCACCGUCAAACAAAGGCUCGACAUUUGCAACGACGCCGUAACAGAGAUGGCCAUCGAAGCUUCCCAGUCUUGCAUCAACCACUGGGGACGACCCGUUUCCCACAUAACCCACUUGGUCUACGUCUCAUCCAGCGAAGUCAGACUACCCGGCGGCGACCUCUACUUAGCCGCCGGACUUGGACUCAACCGUCAGACUCAGCGAGUCAUGCUCAACUUCUCCGGCUGCUCCGGAGGCGUGGCGGGUCUCCGGGUAGCAAAAGACAUAGCCGAGAACAACCCAGGUAGCCGAGUUCUGCUCGCCACUUCCGAAACCACCAUUAUUGGGUACAAACCUCCGAGCCCAGAUAGGCCGUACGAUUUGGUCGGUGUUGCACUGUUCGGAGAUGGUGCCGGAGCCAUGAUUAUUGGGUCGGACCCGGAUUUGGGUAUAGAGAAGCCUCUGUUCGAGCUUCAUGCAGCUGCACAGGAGUUCUUACCCGGAACAGACAAAUCCAUUGAUGGGAGACUCACUGAAGAGGGCAUCAGCUUCAAGCUCGAUAGGGAGCUUCCGCAAGUGAUUGAAGAUAACGUUGAAGGGUUUUGUGAGAAGCUAAUGGAAGUGGUUGGAUUUGAUAAGGAGUACUAUAAUAAGAUGUUUUGGGCUGUUCAUCCUGGAGGACCGGCUAUAUUGAAUAGGAUAGAGAAACGGCUUGAUUUGGUGCCGGAGAAGUUGGUUGCUAGUAGAAGAGCUUUGAUGGAUUAUGGGAAUGCUAGUAGUAAUACCAUUGUGUAUGUUUUGGAGUAUAUGAUUGAAGAGAGUUCAAAGAUGAUGAUGAUGAAACAGGUUGGCCAUGGCCAAGAAGAGCAGAGCGAAUGGGGGUUGAUUCUGGCUUUUGGACCUGGGAUUACUUUUGAGGGUAUUCUAGCUAGGAAUCUUACUUCUCUCCAAGCAUAAUAAUAUGUUUAAAUUAUUAUUAUUAUAACACAAUGAUUCUAUACGAACAAUUUCCAUGGAAAAAAAAAAAGAAGAACAAAAGUGUAUUGGACAUUUUGUUUCUUUUGUUUGAGUCAGUUUGAAAUAAAUUUCUUCUCUUUUCUUUCUUUUACAA